Messenger RNA from Tripterygium wilfordii, 1498 nucleotides. RefSeq names its product GPN-loop GTPase QQT1. Gene Ontology annotation, cellular component: cytoplasm. The coding region runs from base 284 to 1183 and encodes 299 amino acids. The transcript has 10 exons. Gene Ontology annotation, molecular function: GTPase activity. The record is from RefSeq and is a predicted model, not a curated record. Lineage: Eukaryota; Viridiplantae; Streptophyta; Magnoliopsida; Celastrales; Celastraceae.
UUUUCAAUACUUUCCCACCUGUGUCUGCUCUCUGUUUUCAACAUCGGUUCUCCAUCGCCGCUCUGAACCAGAGCUCUUUUGCAUAUGCAGUUACUCUGAUUCGGUUGAAUAUUCAGUUUCUAGUUUCAGGUUUCCAUCAAUACAGAGUUUUCUCUGUCUCUGCUUGUGUUUUUGGGGGGAUUUAAAUAUCAUAAACCCUAAACCACCACCACCCCCAGAGGCACCAAUUCAAAGCGGCAAAAUUUUCUGUUGUAAGUAAUUUGAGAGAAAAUUAGUGAGGAAGAUGGUGUUUGGGCAGGUGGUGAUUGGCCCACCCGGUUCUGGCAAGACCACUUACUGCAACGGCAUGUCUCAGUUCCUCCCUCUCAUCGGCAGGAAGGUUGCUGUUAUCAAUUUAGAUCCUGCAAAUGAUAUGUUACCGUAUGAGUGUGCUGUGAAUAUUGAAGAUCUUAUAAAACUAAGUGAUGUAAUGGCAGAGCAUUCUCUUGGUCCCAAUGGAGGUCUGGUGUACUGCAUGGAUUAUUUAGAGAAGAAUAUUGACUGGUUGCAAUCUAAAUUGGAACCUCUUUUGAAAGAUCACUACCUUCUCUUUGAUUUUCCGGGGCAGGUGGAAUUAUUUUUCCUUCACUCCAAUGCCAAGAAUGUAAUCAUGAAGCUUAUAAAGAAGUUAAAUCUUCGGUUGACGGCCGUGCAUUUAGUUGAUGCCCAUCUUUGCAGCGAUCCUGGGAAAUACAUUAGCGCAUUGCUUCUCUCAUUAUCGACCAUGCUACAUCUGGAACUCCCGCACAUCAAUGUGUUAUCUAAAAUUGAUCUUAUUGAGAGCUAUGGAAGGCUAGCUUUUAAUCUUGAUUUUUACACAGAUGUGCAAGAUUUAUCGUAUUUAGAGAAGCAUCUUGAUCAGGAUCCUCGUGCUGCUAAAUAUAGAAAGCUCACGAAGGAGCUCUGUGAUGUAAUUGAAAACUUUAGUCUCGUAAACUUUACAACCUUAAAUAUUCAGGACAAAGAGAGUGUUGCGAAUCUUGUGAAACUAAUAGACAGUAGCAAUGGGUACAUAUUUGCUGGUAUCGAAGCUAGUGCUGUUGAAUUCAGCAAGAUUGCAGUCCGUCCAGUUGACUGGGAAUACUACAGAGCUGCUGAAGUGCAGGAGAAGUAUAUGAAGGAUGAUGAAAUAGCUUUUGAUUAAGAGAACCAGGGCACCGGGUUUAUUUGAGAAUUGUCUGCUUAUUUUUCAUGCUGUAUUUGCCUCUAAUGACUUGUGGAUUAAAUGGAACUUUAUCCUGUCGUGUUCCAAUUUUUGUUGGAUGUAUCUGGAGUUGGAUCAAGAUGAAAAGAAUGGUGUGUGGAUCGUACACUGUAGCAUUGUUCAUACUUCAUAGCAUCAAGAUUAGUUAAACUGUUAACAAUGUAAUACGGUUCCUUUGUAUGUUUCCUUUGUCAGCGGGGUUUGAUGUCUAGAUAUUUAUUUAAUCAGCAUCAAAGCAGAAUUCUUGUGAGUUUA